GCACAGAUCACAGCAAGUUCAGUGAACAUAGCAGUUAAAACUGAAACAAAACCAAAAAAUCAGACCCGGGCCCUGUUUCACGAAACAGGAUUACUGAGUUAGCUGGAUAACUGCACUGAGUAAAACCUGGUAGCCUCCCAAAUCUGGAACAUGGACUUAAGUAAUUUGAGCUGUUCCGGGUUUUACCCCGCACAGUUAGCCUAGGAACAGGGGACUGCAGGCAUUUCUACUGGCAGAUCACAUCGUUCAGCCCCUUCUCGGCUUUCCACUUCCCCUGCUGCCUCAAGAGUCGUUCCGACACUGUGAAAGAUGGUAGAAGAUGGGUCUGAGAACACCCACACUAAGGCUGCAACGGAGGCUAAUGGAGCCAGCCCAGCUCAGACACAGCCUAAGAAGCUGAGGCUCAGUCCCAGUCUGGUGUGUGCUGCUUUCUUCAGUGCGCUGGGCUCCUCCUACCUCUAUGGCUACAACCUGUCAGUGGUCAACGCGCCUGCUGUGUAUAUUAAGUCCUUCUAUAACAGGACAUGGAUGGAUCGCUAUGGUGAGCCUGCAUACGGGGAGACGCUCACCCUGCUCUGGUCCAUCACCGUCUCCAUCUUCGCUAUUGGGGGGCUGCUGGGGGCCCUCGUUGUUACCGUGCUCAUAAAAGUCCUGGGCAGGAAGGGCACCCUGUUGGUGAAUAACAUCUUUGCGGUGAUUGCUGCCCUGCUGAUGUCCCUAGGGGAGAGGGCGGGGUCCUUCGAGAUGAUUAUUGUGGGGCGAUUCAUCAUCGGUGUCGACUCUGGCAUUGCCCUCAGUGCCCUGCCCAUGUACCUGGGGGAGAUCUCCCCCAAGGAAAUCCGGGGUUCGAUUGGCCAGUUCAACUCCGUCUUCAUCUGCAUGGGAGUCUUCACCGGCCAGGUCCUGGGCCUGCCUGAAUUAUUUGGACAGGAAUCCAGGUGGAACUUCCUGUUUGGCUUCCUGGCACUCCCUGCAGUGCUCCAGCUCUGUGUUCUGCCAUUCCUUCCGGAGAGCCCACGAUUCCUGCUCAUGGAGAGACGGGAUGAAGCCAGGGCAGAGAAAGCUUUCCAGGCCUUCCUGGGGAAGGAGGAUGUGAGCGCGGAGCUGGAGGAGGUCCAUGCCGAGGGCCGCGCUCAGGUCAAUCUGCGCGCCGCGUCCGUCACCGAGCUCUUCCACAACCGCUCCGUCCGCUGGCAGGCGAUCACCGUCAUCGUCACCAUGGCCUGCUACCAGCUCUGCGGCCUCAACGCUAUAUGGUACUACACCAAUGGGAUACUUGCGGAUGCAGGCUUUCCGCGGAGUGUGGUCCCUUACAUCACACUGAGUACAGGAGGGGUGGAGACACUGGCUGCUAUCUGCUCGGGCCUGGUCAUUGAACGCGUGGGGCGGAGGCCGCUGCUCAUCUUUGGCUUUAGCGCUAUGGCUGUUUCAUUUGGCCUGCUCACCGUUUUCCUCAAUUUCCAGGACCGGGUCUCCUGGAUGCCCUACCUCAGUUUCGCCUGCAUCCUGGCGGUCAUCGCCUCUUUCUGCUCCGGCCCAGGAGGGAUCCCCUUCAUCCUGACGGGGGAGCUGUUUGAACAGUCAUAUCGACCAGCAGCCUUCAUGAUCGCCGGGACCAUCAACUGGCUCGCUAACUUUGCUGUGGGGCUCCUCUUCCCAUUCAUCCAGGAGGCCCUGCAGACCUUUGCUUUCCUGGUGUUCCUGGUGGUCUGUGUGCUGGGGGCAGUGUUCCUGUACUUCAUUCUGCCCGAGACCAAGAACAAGACCUUCAUGGAAAUCAGCCAGAGCUUUGCCAAGAUCAACAAAGUCUCAGACUCCACUCCUGACAAGGAGAUCGAGAUGGCGCUCUCCAUCACACCACAAACCAAGGAAACCUCAAAUGGAACAGUGAGAAGCAUCAUAGAAAUUGAGAGCUCAUUCUAAAAGACUGAUCAGAGGGAAAGCCAUCAGUGUUCUUAGUCAUAAUAUCGCAAAUGUCUUUUUUGUAUACAGUACUGUGCAAAAGUCUUAGGCACCCUAGAUUUUUUAAAUAUAAUAUAUAGUAUAUAUUUGGUCUUAGAUGUUUAUUUUUUUUGUUUUCUGCAUUAGU
Messenger RNA from Anguilla anguilla (European eel), 2089 nucleotides. RefSeq names its product solute carrier family 2 member 9, like 2 (gene slc2a9l2). The coding region runs from base 310 to 1923 and encodes 537 amino acids. NCBI's taxonomy places the organism in Eukaryota, Metazoa, Chordata, Actinopteri, Anguilliformes, Anguillidae. Gene Ontology annotation, cellular component: membrane. The transcript has 13 exons. Gene Ontology annotation, molecular function: hexose transmembrane transporter activity. Gene Ontology annotation, biological process: monosaccharide transmembrane transport. The record is from RefSeq and is a predicted model, not a curated record.